UAUUUUAAAAGAUUUCUUAUUUGCUUCCACUGAAGACUAUAUAAAAUACAGUGUAGGCUAUUUGUAGUGGAAAGUGUUUUACUAUAGGACUAGACAUAAUAAUAGUGCAAAGCUCACAAUGUUAAAGCUAAGUAUUCUUAUCUGUACCUUUAUGCUUACCGUGGUCACAGGGGAGAAAGGAUUCAAGAUAGCACUGAGUACAGACGGUACUUACUCACUGUGGGUAGACGGUAACAAAUGGCUGUCUAGUGGGGACACUUUCUUCAUGAGUCAGGGGAGGAAGUACUCAAUGUCUGAUGACUCUUUAAAGAUGGCCAACGUUUCGGCUACUUCAGGCACUGACAAAGUGGGACAGUGGCAGAAUAUUCAGUACUUCUACUAUGCUGGAUCUCAGCCUGUUUUGGCCACCAUCAAAACUUACAAUGUCCCCGAUCUACCGCUGGCCAUUUUCUCUCAGACCUACCUACAGAACUGGACAGGUACGUCUGCCCAGGACCCAAACUACGUCACCAGCGGCUUCCCUACUUUUAAGACCGGCUCCGCUUCCGGUGUGGAUCUCGGCUACCUAGCGUACGGCGGAGAUAUGAGUGGCUACACUGGUCUGAACAUGGGCAGUUGGAGCUUCACUUCGUACUUUGAAACCGGCACUGGAGGAGGGCCCCUAGUCCUAUUUGAUAACGCCAGCAACGCCAUGGUCAUCUCGCCAAUGAGUCAAUUUAUGUCAGCCUCUAGCCACGUCUCGUUGACACAGCAGCAAGUCUCGUACGGAGUUCUUGGACUUGUGGACACUAUUCCCAGUGGUUACCAAGUCGAUUUCAUUGUUUACUUUGACGACAGGGGAAUUAACCAGGCUGUCAGGGACUGGGGCGCAUUUCUACAGUUUUACUAUGACAAAGUAAAAUUCAAUAGAUUGAAAAGUUUAACCUUAAACUAUCUGGGCUACUGGACGGACAAUGGGGCGUAUUACUAUUAUCAUACCGAGGAGGGCAAAAACUAUCAGACAUCAAUGGUUGACGCGGCCAGCUACAUAAAGAACAUCAGUCUGCCAGUCCAAUAUUUGCAGUACGACUCUUGGUGGUACCCCAAGGGCCACAGACAGGGAACCGUAACGUGGACUCCCAGGAAAGACGUUUUGCCAGAUGGUUUCCAAUACCUCUCGGCUCAGACACAACUUCCUUUUGGAUGCCAUAACAGAUAUUGGGACAGUCAAACAACGUAUGCUAGAUAUAAUGGAGGUCAGUACAACUUUAUUCAAGAUCGCUCAUACGGUCUGUCAGUGCCAGAUGACCAGAAAUUCUGGGAUGAUCUCUUCACUAUGACGAAGCAAUGGGGAAACUUUAUUCUGUACGAACAGGAUUGGUUGAACUGGGAGUUUGACCAGAAUGUUGCCCUUUUGUCUGACGUCUCGCUGGGGCGCCGCUGGCUAACCCAGAUGGGCAACGGGGCUUCGCAGUACCUCAACAUUGAGAUUCAGUACUGCAUGGCCUACAGUCGCCACAUUCUGCAAUCCCUUGAGAUAGACGCUGUCACGCAGGCUCGCGUCAGCCAUGACUACUCACCAGGGGGCCGACAAUGGAACAUAGGCAUCACCUCCAUGUUUGCCGACGCUGUUGGUCUGGCACCAUUCAAGGACACUUUCUGGACAACGGAGAAACAGCCCGGUAGUCCUUAUGGCUCCAGAACAGAAAAGUUUACCCGCCUGAAUGCAGUGAUAGCAACACUGAGUACUGGACCUGUUGGGCCAGGGGAUGGCAUUGGCUACAUCAACUCUACUCUCUUAAUGAAAUGCUGUGACAACUCUGGGAGAAUUUUACAACCUGACCGGGCAGCUACUGCCAUAGAUGACCAAAUUAAAAAGAAAGCCUUCCCGAACUAUUCAGGACCUCGAGGUGAAGUCUACACAACCUAUACCAACGUUAGUGGUCUCAUUUUUGGUAUCGUUCUGGCUGCAGAGCUGACCAACGAAUACGCUCUGACACCGACCAGUGGCUGGACUUACGGACUGCUGAGGUCACCAGCUGUUGUGUAUUCCGGAACUGACCUGAAUGACCUUCCCGUUCCGUUUUCCGUGCUGAAUCCUUUAAAUCUUGGUCCCGGCUGUACGGCUGUAGACUUCUGCCUCUACUACACAUCCCCUGUGUUACAGCUUCAGACUGGAGAUCAUGUAGUUCUACUGGGUGAAAGAGACAAGUGGACGCCAUUUUCUAUCCGUCGUUUCAUGGACAUUCGAUUCACUACCAGCGACGUAAUCGCCCUCAUCAACAUCAAUGCUUACGAAGCUGUCAGCAUCUACUUCCAGAUCAACAGCGGGCCCGUCGAGAGGGUGAUCUGCGAUAACAGCCAGAGCUACAAAAAACCAAGCUUCGCCACCAUCAGCAUCAUGGGCAGGAAGUGCACACUGCAGUGAAGUUUACCGUUCAAGAAAAUCGGAGAUUAAUAACGCAGUUGUGUAAAAGCAAUACAAGAUUAUUUUUUA
This is a messenger RNA of Biomphalaria glabrata, 2476 nucleotides long. RefSeq lists its product as uncharacterized. NCBI's taxonomy places the organism in Eukaryota, Metazoa, Mollusca, Gastropoda, Planorbidae. The coding region runs from base 119 to 2407 and encodes 762 amino acids. The transcript has 18 exons. The record is from RefSeq and is a predicted model, not a curated record.